Babesia bigemina is the source of this 1317-nucleotide messenger RNA. RefSeq lists its product as uncharacterized. Gene Ontology annotation, cellular component: transcription export complex 2. The record is from RefSeq and is a predicted model, not a curated record. Gene Ontology annotation, molecular function: RNA binding; double-stranded DNA binding. Lineage: Eukaryota; Apicomplexa; Aconoidasida; Piroplasmida; Babesiidae. Gene Ontology annotation, biological process: transcription elongation by RNA polymerase II; post-transcriptional tethering of RNA polymerase II gene DNA at nuclear periphery; poly(A)+ mRNA export from nucleus.
AUGCCGGCGACACUUCACACCCAAGUCCAAUCAUGGGCGACGGAGUUCGUCAGAGCCGUCGACAACCGCGACGGCAGGGCGCUUGCGAUUCUAAUACGAAGCAAGUGCGAUAAGCUCCGGCUCAAGGGCGCCCGGGGAUUUGACGAGGCGAAGAUAGAGCAGGUUUGCCAAAAGUCUUUUGGCAAGUUCGACUCGGUGUAUGGCGCCGAGAUGCGUCUGUUCCUUUCCCACUACAUCAAGGUGGCCAUCCUCAUCUCCAACGGGCUGGCGCCAUGGGAUGAGAUACUGAAAAGAUCGUCCAAACUUCUAGACAUCUGGAUGGACCUGUACUUGGGCCUUACAACGGUGGACUACAACUGGCUGGUGCCUGCGCUGCAUUCCAUAUGCAACCUCAUAAGCAAGAUCGGACUCAUGGCCGACCGAUCGUCAGAGGACAAUGGCGAGUUCGACAACGCCGAGGACAGCGACAAGGACAAGUACAUGAAGCAGGUCCUCAGCAACGUGCGCAGCAAGAUGGGUCGCGUCAGGGGUGACGACACACGACACCCAGCCUACAUCAUCCUCCUCGGGCAGUCAAUUAAGGGGUGCAUUCAGACGACAGAGCCACCGACAAUGCUCAUUCACACUGCAGCUGGGCAACAUGCAGAUGGCCGCGGGGUUCCUGAAGACCAUCGAAUCGCAAAUGCUCGCAGCGCCAUCAACUACUCGAGGGCACUCCGGGGUCCACUCAUCAACUAUCGCUACUACCUCGGCAAGCUUCACAUGCAGAAGGGGGAAUACGUUGAGGAGCACCUGGUUUGGGCGUUCUCCAAUACGCUGCAAGAAUCGAUAAAAAUGCGCAGGCAUAUCCUCGAGUGCAUUAUCGUGGUCCGCGUAGGGCUGGGUAAGCUGCCGUCGGAGAAGCUACUCGAGAAGUACGAGCUCACCCACUACAGCGACAUCGUCCGCGCCAUCAAACUGGGGGACGUCAAGCUCUUCACUGACACCGUCCGCCGGUUCUCCGAUGUCUUCACCGUGCAGGGUACUAUCCUCUGUGUGGAACAGCUCAAGUACAUCGCAUAUCGCACGCUCAUCAAGAACGCCAAGAGCUGGUGGAACACCAACGUACCCGAGACCAAGCCCAACAUGCUCUCCGUCGAGCUGCUGACGGCAAUCGUGCGCUGGCAACUGCCUCACAUGACCGAUCAGGAGAUGCUCUGCAUCUGCGUGAACCUGAUCCGUCGGGGUCUGGUUAAGGGCUACGUCUCGUGGGAGCGACUCAUGAUCGUCUUCAGCAACGUGCAGCCCUUCCCACCCAUCCAAUCCAGUGCCCUGUGA